Molecule: messenger RNA, 3317 nt
Organism: Pteropus alecto (black flying fox)
Lineage: Eukaryota; Metazoa; Chordata; Mammalia; Chiroptera; Pteropodidae
Gene: SLC12A7
Product: solute carrier family 12 member 7
Exons: 21
Biological process (GO): chemical synaptic transmission; cell volume homeostasis; chloride transmembrane transport
Cellular component (GO): membrane
Molecular function (GO): potassium:chloride symporter activity
Source: RefSeq, a predicted model, not a curated record
CUCCCCGGGGCCCUGGCUCAGCCCUGGGUCCUCGUCUGGCACCGGCCCCCCACCCCCAGGGCCGCCGUCCAUCCCCCUGGUUCCCAGCUGCCUCUAGCCCCUUCAGCCGCUGACACUGACCAGAUUUCUCCCGCAGGAGAUGGACACUGGAGGGGAAGCAGCGCGGCCGUUAACGGAGGCGAGACAGAGAGAGCGAGCCUGUUCCAGGGGAAGAACAUGGCGCUGUUCGAGGAGGAGAUGGACAGCAACCCCAUGGUGUCCUCGCUCCUCAACAAGCUGGCCAACUACACCAACCUGAGCCAGGGCGUGGUGGAGCAUGAGCAGGCCGAGGACAGCCAGAGACGUGAGGCCAAGGGCCCGGGCAUGGGCACCCUCAUCGGCGUCUACCUGCCCUGCCUGCAGAACAUCCUCGGUGUGAUCCUCUUCCUGCGGCUGACGUGGAUCGUGGGGGCGGCCGGGGUCCUGGAGUCCCUCCUCAUCGUGUCCAUGUGCUGUACCUGUACGAUGCUGACAGCCAUCUCCAUGAGCGCGAUAGCCACCAACGGUGUGGUCCCAGCUGGCGGCUCCUACUACAUGAUAUCGCGGUCACUGGGGCCGGAGUUCGGGGGCGCUGUGGGCCUCUGCUUCUACUUGGGCACAACCUUCGCGGGGGCCAUGUACAUUUUGGGGACCAUUGAGAUUUUCCUGACCUACAUCUCCCCGGGCGCGGCCAUCGUGCACACGGGCUCGGCGGGCAGCGAGGCGGCGGCCAUGCUGCACAACAUGCGUGUGUACGGCACGGGCAUGCUGGUCCUCAUGGCCAUGGUGGUCUUCGUGGGCGUCAAGUACGUCAACAAGCUGGCCCUGGUCUUCCUGACGUGCGUGGUGCUGUCCAUCCUCGCCAUCUACGCCGGCGUCAUCAAGACGGCCUUCGACCCGCCCGACAUCCCGGUGUGUCUGCUGGGGAACCGCACGCUGUCCCGACGCGGCUUCGACAUCUGUGCCAAGACCCACAGCUCGGCCAACGGCACGCUCACCACGGCGCUCUGGGGCCUCUUCUGCAAUGGCUCGGAGCCCAGCGCCACCUGCGACGCGUACUUCGCCCAGAACAACCUCACAGAGACGCAGGGCAUCCCGGGCGUGGCCAGCGGCGUCCUCCUGGACAACCUGUGGAGCGCGUAUGCAGACAAGGGGGAGUUUGUGGACAAGAAAGGCACACCCUCAGUGCCCGUGCCGGAGGAGGCCCGAGCCGGCGGGCUGCCCUACGUCCUCACCGACAUCACGACCUACUUCACCAUGCUGGUCGGCAUCUACUUCCCGUCUGUCACCGGCAUCAUGGCGGGCUCGAACCGGUCUGGGGACCUGAAGGACGCCCAGAAGUCGAUCCCCACGGGGACCAUCCUGGCCAUCGUGACCACGUCUUUUAUUUACCUCUCCUGCAUCGUGCUUUUUGGGGCCUGCAUCGAAGGCGUGGUCUUACGAGACAAGUUCGGGGAGGCCCUGCAGGGCAAUCUCGUCAUCGGCAUGCUGGCCUGGCCGUCCCCGUGGGUCAUAGUCAUUGGCUCCUUCUUCUCCACCUGUGGCGCUGGCCUGCAGAGCCUGACAGGGGCCCCGCGCUUGCUGCAGGCCAUCGCCCGGGAUGGCAUCAUCCCCCUCCUGCAGGUGUUCGGCCACGGGAAGGCGAACGGGGAGCCCACGUGGGCCCUGCUGCUCACGGCGCUCAUCUGCGAGACCGGCAUCCUCAUCGCCUCCCUGGACAGCGUGGCGCCCAUCCUCUCCAUGUUCUUCCUCAUGUGCUACAUGUUCGUGAACCUGGCUUGCGCUGUGCAGACGCUGCUGCGCACCCCGAACUGGCGCCCGCGCUUCCAGUACUACCACUGGACGCUGUCCUUCCUGGGCAUGAGCCUGUGCCUGGCGCUGAUGUUCAUCUGCUCCUGGUACUACGCGCUGCUCGCCAUGCUCGUCGCCUGCUGCAUCUACAAGUACAUCGAAUACCGCGGACCGCUGUCCCUGCACAGGCCCCAGGUGCUGGUGAUGCUGAACCUGGAUGCCGAGCAGCGUGUGAAGCACCCCCGCCUGCUCUCCUUCACCACUCAGCUCAAGGCUGGCAAGGGCCUGACCAUCGUGGGCUCCGUGCUGGAGGGGACCUACCUGGACAAGCACGCAGAGGCCCAGCAGGCUGAGGAGAACAUCCGGUCCCUGAUGGGUGCUGAGAAGACCAAGGGCUUCUGCGUGUGGCGGAGGUGCCGGAUGCGGAUCUUCACGGUGGCCCAGGUGGACGACAACAGUGUCCAGAUGAAGAAGGACCUGCAGACCUUCCUGUACCACCUGCGGAUCAGCGCCGAGGUGGAGGUGGUGGAGAUGGUUGAGAACGACAUCUCCGCCUUCACCUACGAGAAGACGCUGGUCAUGGAGCAGAGGUCCCAGAUGCUGAAGCAGAUGCAGCUGUCCAAGACGGAGCAGGAGAGGGAGGCCCAGCUGAUCCACGACAGGAACACCGCGUCGCAUUCCGCGGCAGCUGCCAGGACCCCAGCCCCGUCCACACCGGACAGGGUGCAGAUGACCUGGACGAAGGAGAAGCUGGUCGCCGAGAAGCACAAGAACAGAGAGUCCAGUGUGUCCGGGUUCAAAGACCUUUUCAGCCUGAAGCCGAACCAGUCGAAUGUCAGGAGGAUGCACACAGCCGUGAAGCUCAAUGGCGUCGUCGGCUCCCCGCCCCGCCCUAGGCCCCACGUGCGAUGGUGCAGCUGUGGCCUUAACGCGAGCCUCCCAGACAUGGAGUUCCUCGAGGUCCUCACCGAGGGGCUGGACCGGGUCCUGCUGGUGAGGGGCAGUGGCCGGGAGGUCAUCACCAUCUACUCCUAACGCAGCCGCCGCGGGAGCGCUCCGGGCAGCACGGCUGGGCUCCCCACAGCAGAAGAGUCCAGCCGGCGCCAUGUGUGCGUGGGGGACCAUGGAGGGCCGUGGGGGGCCGCACAGCUGCCUCGCAGCAGCCACGCACGCGGCCUCUGGAUUCCAGCGUUAGGUCCCCCCAGUCAGUGUGGCGGUCACACUCCCGUCCUUCCCCAUCCGGGGCAUUCACAGGAACCGCACUCAGACAGAAGGUGACCCUUGGGCCACUAGGCCCCCCUUGUGAAGGUGACAGGGCAGCUGAGAGCUCCGCUCUGGUUCCUGGGUCAGCCCCCUGCUGUUCGUUCCUCUGAUCAGCCUUUGUGUGUCCGUAAAUAAAGGCGGAGCAUCGGCUGCCCUCGCCCACGUCCCCAGCACAGCUGGCGGCCUUGGUCCGGUGCUCGCCUGGCGUGAUGCCUGGGAAGGGAGGCCAGUUGUUCAGGGAUGCG